Messenger RNA from Apis cerana (Asiatic honeybee), 935 nucleotides. It is a transcript of the gene MED9, whose product is annotated as mediator complex subunit 9. Gene Ontology annotation, cellular component: mediator complex. Gene Ontology annotation, molecular function: transcription coregulator activity. The record is from RefSeq and is a predicted model, not a curated record. Lineage: Eukaryota; Metazoa; Arthropoda; Insecta; Hymenoptera; Apidae. Gene Ontology annotation, biological process: regulation of transcription by RNA polymerase II.
AUGAAAAUUCAUAGAAACACAAAAAAUAUUAUAAUUUACAUUGUAUUAUUUAUAUUUCAUCAAAAUGUUAUAAUGGAAUCAGAAUUAUCGGAGGAAAGUACUUUACGUCCACAAUUUACAGUGGAUGAUUUGGAUAUUGAAAUAUUACCAAUUAUAUAUGAAAUAAUUCGAAGUGUUGAAAAAGAUCCACAUGAUACUGCACAAAAAGCUAAAGAAUCACAAGAUACAAGUCAUAAAAUUUUAGAACUUCAAAAAAAAUUAGAUUCUACAAGAGCUCAGAUUAGAAGAUUACCAGGAAUAGAAUAUAGUAAAGAAGAACAAUUACAAAAACUUGAAACUUUACGUAAACAACUUAGACUUAAACGAGAGCUCUUAUUAAAAUAUCGUAACAUGUGUACAUUUGAAGUUCCAAAAAUAUAAAUAUUUUUAUUUGCUUUUUAAAAAAAGCAAAUCAAACAUGGGUUUUUGGCGUAUCUUAUUUACAUAUUUGAUACAUAAUGAACAAUUAAUCAAUAAAUUGGCAAAUACAAAACCAAUUAGACGAUCUGCACAGUUUAUAGCAUAUUUAAUACUUCAAAGUAGAACACAUGGUAUUUCUUUACCUUUUAAUCAAGAAAAAUUUUUUGAACGAUUAAAAAUUACAAAAUAUAUUAAAGAAAAAUUACAAGAAGCAAAAAAUGAAAUAAAGAAAAAUUCACGAAAGUAGUUUUUGUAAAAAUAUUAUUAUAACUAAAUUUGAUAGAUGAUUAAAAACUUUUCGUUACACUUAAAAAAAAUUUACAUAAAGUAAAAAAUAAGAUAAAGAAAAAUUUAUUAAAGUAAUUGUUUUAAAAAUAUGUUAUAGCUAUAAUUUAUUGUAGUCUUGAUUUAGUUACAAAUUAUAUUUGUAAUAAUUGUCUUAUAAAUAAGUAAUAAUAAAAAAAUAUGAAAAUUUA